This is a messenger RNA of Pochonia chlamydosporia 170, 369 nucleotides long. RefSeq names its product membrane-associating domain-containing protein. NCBI's taxonomy places the organism in Eukaryota, Fungi, Ascomycota, Sordariomycetes, Hypocreales, Clavicipitaceae. Gene Ontology annotation, cellular component: membrane. The transcript has a single exon. The record is from RefSeq and is a predicted model, not a curated record. Bases 1 to 369 code for a protein of 122 amino acids.
AUGGGAACACCUCAAUCCCUAAACGGCUCUGUAAAUUUCCUUCUCGCGGCGUCAAUCAUCUCGAUAUUGUCGAUUUUAUACUUGGAGCUCGCACCACGGUUCGCGGGCCGGCUCGGGCACCCCUAUGCAUAUCUUGGCGUGGAAGGAAUGAACACGGUCUUCUACUUUGCCGGGUUCAUUGCCCUCGCAGUCUACGUGGGCAACCUGACGUUUUGCACGGGCAGAAUAUGCAGCGCUGCUCGGGCCGACGCAGUUAUUGCCGCGGGAGCAUUUUGCGCGUGGAUAGCAUCAACCAUCCUGACAGCAAAGCAAAUGAUUGUGGGAGGAGCCGUUGAAAGGCGGAAGGCGAUCGAGAUGCGUGAGGUUUGA